Impatiens glandulifera is the source of this 1593-nucleotide messenger RNA. RefSeq names its product phytosulfokine receptor 1-like. The record is from RefSeq and is a predicted model, not a curated record. Lineage: Eukaryota; Viridiplantae; Streptophyta; Magnoliopsida; Ericales; Balsaminaceae. Gene Ontology annotation, biological process: hormone-mediated signaling pathway. Gene Ontology annotation, molecular function: protein binding. Gene Ontology annotation, cellular component: plasma membrane. Bases 1 to 1593 code for a protein of 530 amino acids. The transcript has 3 exons.
AUGGUCAAUCUCAAUUUAUUAGAUCUCAAGAAACUUAAGAAGUUUUUAGCCGGUUCGAACAUGCUUUCAGGGUAUUUGCCAGUGUCACUGAUAAAUUCCCCUAGCAUUUCGACCAUUAGUGUGAACAAUAAUUCUUUUUCUGGUUCCAUUUCUGCUAUAAACUGUUCAGCCAUGGCAUCAUUAUCUUAUCUUAAUCUCGACACAAAUAACUUUGUUGGUCCUAUUCCGAGUGACCUCUCCUUGUGCCAACGGCUACAAGUUAUAUUGUUGUCUCGAAUUAAACUCAAUAGCCAAAUACCCGAAAGCUUCAAGUCGAUGAAGGCUCUAACUGUCUUUUCUGUUUCCAAUUCCAGUGUCUACAACUUAUCUUCUGCUCUCUCCAUCCUUCAACACUGUGAAAACUUGACUCAUUUGAUCCUAACAACAAAUUUUAUGACUGAAUCCAUGCCAGUAGACCCUACCCUGAGAUUUGACAAUGUGAAGGCGCUUGUGAUCGCAAACUGUGGGUUAACCGGCUCCAUCCCUUCUUGGUUAACUCAUUCCACCAACUUGCAUCUGUUGGAUCUUUCUUGGAAUAGGUUGAGCGGAGAAAUCCCUUCAUGGUUCAACAAAAUGGAAUUUAUCUUCUACUUGGAUCUGUCAAACAAUUCCUUGCAUGGAGAAAUCCCAGAAAGCUUAACUCAACUAAGAGGCUUGACAUACGGGCAAGUUAAAGAUCCCCCAAUAGAUGCUCUUCCUUUAUUCUUAAGAAAGAAUCAAUCUCUACCAGCCUUACAAUAUAAUAGAAUUUGGAGCUUUCGUCCGACCUUGGAUUUGAGCCAUAACAAGCUUGUGGGACAAAUUUCAAUAAAUUUUGGCAAAUUGAGGACACUCCAUAUAUUUGACUUGAGCCAUAACAUGGUAACAGGACACAUUCCUAGUAACUUGUCUAACAUGUCUAGCUUGGAGGUUUUAGAUUUGUCAUAUAAUAGUCUAUCUGGAAUGAUCCCACUUUCAUUGCAACUACUCAGCUUCCUUUCGCAAUUCAACGUUGCUCACAAUAAUCUUACAGGGAGAAUCCCAACUGGAGGUCAGUUUCUUACGUUUCCAAAUUCGAGUUUUGAGGGGAACCAAGGCCUAUGCAAUGCAUUAUUAACGAGGUCUUGCGAUGGAUCCGAAGGGAAUGAUCUUAAUUACGAAAUUGAAGAAGAAGAUAAUGAAUUAGAUUUGGAAUCCUCCAUUUUUGGGCUGCAAUUUGGCAUUGGAGUUAUUGUUGGCUUUGUUGGUGCGGUGGUGGGCAUAGAAAAAUCUGGAGAGAAGUUCUUUAGAACAAAGGGUGCUCUUGAUUCUGAAAGCAAGCAAUCAGAUUGUUUCCUUUGGUUAUCCUACGAUCUAGCAAUCGACGGUAACCGGAUCUAUUGGAACUCGUGUGGACCAAAUAGAGGAGCAACAAGUGGGGCUCUGAUCCUGAUCCAAUCAACCAGAUCUGUCAAAUUCACGCAUCAAAGGUAUUUUAGAUUAGAUCUAAAAUUUCCGCACAUAUACCUAAUCAAAAACAACAUUGGUAUCAGAGCGAGGUUGCAUAAACUGAUAGAACUAUUUGAUGCAAUCUGA